Paramacrobiotus metropolitanus is the source of this 1525-nucleotide messenger RNA. RefSeq lists its product as uncharacterized. The record is from RefSeq and is a predicted model, not a curated record. Gene Ontology annotation, molecular function: calcium ion binding. Lineage: Eukaryota; Metazoa; Tardigrada; Eutardigrada; Parachela; Macrobiotidae. Bases 448 to 1119 code for a protein of 223 amino acids. The transcript has 7 exons.
CUUUGAUACAGCCAAGCGUCUGUGAUUUGUUUUACGUAAACCGUUAACUAAAGCCGCAAACAUGGAAAGUACGUUUUUGACGUUUCUUUGCCUAUUUGCCCUUGCUGUCCAUUUUCCGACAGCACUGGGAGCGACAGUGUCCUGCUACCACUGUAACAGCCAUGCCGGCAUGGCGUGUGGACUAACUGCCGACUGGAGCGUGUCCGAUCUGGAAAAGCGUGUUAAACCGUGCGCGGACGGUUUCUGCUAUACAUACGAAAGUAGUGACGUUUUUGGAGGGAAAAACUUUAGAAUUCAGCGCGGCUGCGGCCGGCUGCCGUGUGACGAUCUUCCUACAAAGGCAACAUUUCUGCACUGUGUGACGUAGACAGCAAUUAUCACCGGACAGACAAGAAUCUUCCGUCUGGUCCGCCAUUUAAUCAACUGUACACUUUCACAGCCGAGGAGAUGCCGCAGACCGGUCGACUGCAGUACUGCGAUUCCGACCGCUGCAACAAAGAGCCCGUGCACUUCGCUCUGGAAACAGAACUAGCCAAUGAGGAAUGUCCCGAUUUGUGCAUCACCUGCAAAGGCCCUAUCAAUGGGUCGUGUGGUCUGUUAGGAGCCGGAGAGGGAUUUCCGUCCGAGAGGAAGCAAUGCGUUCCCGGCUUUUGCUUUACAUACGUCUGGGCGGAAGACGAUGGCACCGUGCCGACGGUUUGGCGCGGUUGUGGACCGGUGGCCUGCAAGGAUGUUCCCAGCGCUUUAGGCAACGUUCGCCUAUGUGAUAGCGAGGACAAGCUGGAGGAGGUCGACACCAGCAGCGACGACGCGUACACCAAGGUUCGCUCGUUUUCCGCACCAGGGCCAAAUGGGAACGUACGCGCCGGCACGGUACAGUACUGCAAAAACGGCAUUAACUGCAAUCGGCAGUCGGUCAGGAAUUUUCCUCUGAAACUCUUUUACCGCGGCCAGACUCCGACGGUUCAACAAGUGGUAGACAACCUUAAUCAAGCGCCAAAAAAUGUUCGCGGGACGAAUACGACAAACGAACGCGUUGCUCAGGUCUUCCGCGAUAUGGAUACCAAUAGCGACGGCACACUGGAUGAAACUGAGUUCAAAAAUGGUCAUAAUGUCUAGUGAAUUAACACGCUAUGCGUAGAAAGCGUGUAUUGCGUACGUACGUGCUGUGACGUACGUGUUAUCUGUUCUGUUACGUACGAUUGCUGUUCUUAUCUAACGCAUUUGAUCACUAAUUCCAUUAGCGAUUCUCAUUGCAUGUUCAGUGUGUUGGGGAGAGUGUUCGAGUCUUUGGCUUGUCGAGGGAGAAGAGUCUGAAGACUGUGAAGAAGUUAGCUUUUACUAGAAUGUUGGUGUGACCUUCUGGUAGAAGGUGUUCUGUUCUGUUGAUUAAACAUUUGGGAAGUUCCUGAGUGUUUGGGUUUCGGUAACUUUCGUUAGGCACAUCCGCUGUACCUAGCGGAAGUAGUUUUGUUGUGUACGACCACUUAUCGGAGUCCAGAGUUUAUUCCCACUGUACCGACUG